GCCAUAGAAAAUAGGCAUUCACAAGGGUUGCCCAUCCACAGCCCGAGCACUGCUAGCCUUCUCUAAGUCGUCACUCGAACCCGCGCCGGCCACCGAAGGCGCUUACCGGGCUUUCAGUGGCUAUACACAAGCACUCGUUCACUACUGCGCCUCUUAGGCAUUGUGUCCAGCGUAGGCGAGCCCCAUCAGGCGAGCGCAGGCUGAAGCGCAGAGGGGCCGUGCGCCACCAUACUGCGGUGCAAAUAGUAUCACAGCUGCAGACAGCCCAGCAACUUGAGGCGUGAAGACUAGCGGGGGGGCCCUUCGGGCACUCUCCCACUUUCUAAGCGAAUAUGGCCGACUACGCGGAGGAUGGCCGUCAAGAAUACAUUCCUGCCGGUCGACUAGGCAAGCAGCCCUUGCAGCGGCCGCUCUCGGCCCACCACUCGCAUAUCCGGAAUCCGGCACCUGCAGGGAAACAACCCGCCUUUGGCGCCAGCGCCCCGCACAACAAUGGUCGACGCAUUCAAUCGGCGCUGCCCUACCGCAACCGGCCUGGCACCGCCGGCGCCGUGCCACACGCUGCCCUCAACGCCUGGGGGGAGCCCUCGGCGCCAGCUGCCGUGGGAUCGCCACGUGCCUACGGCGGCGGUGGUGGUGGUCUAAACCUCUUUGCCGGCAUGGAGCCGCCGGCGUAUCCUCAGCGCAGCGAGAACACGCGGCCCAUUGCGAGCCGGGAGCGCGAGGCUCUGGAUGAGGAGCUGCGGCGGCUGCGGGUGACGCUGGCGGGGUACAAGGACCAGCACCGCCUCCUGCGCACGGACCGCCAGCGGCUGGAGGAGGAGCUGGGCCGGGCCCGCACCAACCUGGUCAAGGCCGAGGAACUGCUCAACGCGCGCGAGAAGGCGCUCAGCCCAACCAUCGGCCUGAGCCAGAUGUAUCGCACGCCCGAAACCACCGCGCUGGUGACCAAGCUGAAGGAGCAGGUGCGGGUUCUGCGCGCCGAGAAGGAGCGCUUCAAGGGCGACCUGGAGGAGCUGCUGCGGAGCACCAAGGCCACGCGCGUUGCGGAGCUGCAGUCGGAGGCGCACGCGCUGUCUCAGGAGCUGGCACGGCAGAUGGAAAUGACAGCCAUCAUGCGCAACCGCAUGGAGGACGCGGAGGCCAUGGCCGCCGCCGCGCAGCGCAAGGCCGAGGCCGCGGAGGCGCUGGCGCGCGAGUACACCGACGCAGGCAGCGCCAUGCCGCCGCCGCCCGCGCGCCUGGCGCCCGGCAACACGCUCUCCAGCGGCCGCGUGCGUAAGACCAUGGGCGCGCUGCAGCAAGCGCACCGCGCGCUGAGCAGCCAGGCGACGCUGCUGCGGGCCAUGUUCCCGCCGGGUCUGUCCAUGGAGCAGCUGGCCGCCAAGGCCUCGCUCAAGGCGCCCACCGCCGGCGCCACCGAGGUGCUGCGCUUCCUGCGCCACCACGUCAGCAAGCUAAACACGGAGCUGAACGGCCUGCCGGGCGGCCGCAUGGACCCCGAGGACGGCGGCGAGGCGCAGCCCACCGCGCAGCACAGCACCGCCUCGCCGCCCACAGUGCCGCGCCCGCCGCGCGGCCGCCCCAUGCGCCCCAUGUCGGCCGGCCCCACUGGCGCCGCCAAGGCGGCCGCGGCCGCCGCCGCCGGCCCUGCUGAGCCCAGCAGCGACCCGCGUGUGCUGCUGCAGGGCACUGCGGACCUGGUGCGCCAGCUUCGGGCCAUGGACAUGGACAGCUUCAUGGGCCAGCCCGACCUGGAGGCGGACGUGGAGCAGCUGGCGGACGUGAGCGCGCUGCUCAUCGCCGAGCACAAGCGCCUCACCGGUGCCGUGGGCUCGCACGUGUUCGCGGACGGCGAGGACGGCGAGGAGCAGGACGUGAGCUCGCGCGAGAACCCGCUGUACCAGCCCGUGCCCAAGGCCGACCCCGACCUGGUGCCAGACGAGGAGGAGGAGGGCGAGGGCGGCAAGAAGAAAGCGCUGGCGGAGGAGGAGACCUACGAGGACGACUUCGCAGCGGACGGGUACGAGGAGGUGGGUGAGCUUGACUCGCCCACGCCGGCGGCCAAGAAGGCCAGCGACAGCGGCGCCCGCGCCAAGACGCCUGAGCGCGCCGAGGAGGAGGAGGACGAGGAGGAGGCGGAGGAGGAGGAUGCCUACGAGGACGACAAGUACGAGGAGGAGGAGGCGGAGCCCGAGCCCGAGGAGGAGGUGGAGGACGAGGAUCCGGUGCCCGCCAAGCCCAGCCUGCUGCGUGAGCCCAGCUCGCAGCGCAGCAACCGCAGCGUGCAGAGCAACCGCAGCGCGCCCGACACGCCGCAGAAGAAGGUGGAGGCGCCCGCCAGCAGCGUGGGUGACCCCGCGGAGUACGGCACCGGCGUGCGCACCUCGGCGGCCGGCAGCGCCUACGGCGGCAGCACGCGCGGCUGGCAGCCGGAGGAGGAGCCGGUGAAGGAGCACCACAGCGAGGCUGGCUCGGACGAGGACGGCGAUAACACGGUGGCUUCCAAGGGCGCCAAGAGCGACAAGAGCGGCAAGCGCAGCACGCAGCACAGCGGCGUGGGCGAGGAGGACGACGAGGAUCUAGGCGAGAUUGCGGCGGCGGCGGGCGUGGCGGCGGCGGCGGACGACGAGCCGGAGGCUGAUGAGUACGACUUCGGCAAUGUGGGCGCCUUGGAUGAUGACAACCCCACCUACGACAUGUCGUUUAAGAAAAAGCGGGAGCCGACGGCCGAGGAGAAGGAUGAGGAGAAGGAGGAGGAGAAGGAGGAGGAGAAGGAGGAGGCGCCCAAGGAGGAGGAGGAGGAGGAGGCCGUGCCUGAGCCGGCGCCGGUCCUGGCGGACGUGAGCCAGUUCGAGCCCACGGAAGAGGAGGUGGCGUCACCCAGCGGCCAUCGCGGCGAGGAGGACGCGGCUGCGGAGGCGGCUGCGGAGGCGGCGGAGGUCACGGUGGAUGCGGAUGAUGACGACUUCGGCGACUUUGGUAAAGACCUGGGUCUGGGCGCCGCUGAUGAUGAUGAGGAGCCGGUGGCAGCGGUCGACCCCGAGCCCGAGCCGGAGGAGAAGGAUAAGCCCUGGUGGGAGCAGCCUGACCCUGAGCCGGCGCCAGCUGAUGAGGAGCCGGCGGCCGCGGAUGAGCCGGAGGCAGAGCCGGGGCCGGCUCCGCAGGAGGAGGGGGAGGAGGAGCCGGCAGCAAAGGAGAAGCCUUGGUGGGAGCAGCCUGACCCUGAGCUGGCGGCGGCUGAGGAUGAGCCGGCGGCCGCGGCUGAGCCGGAGGCAGAGCCGGAGCCGGCGCAUAAGGAGGAGGAGGAGGAGGAGGAGGAGCCGAAGGAGAAGCCUUGGUGGGAGCAGCCUGACCCUGAGCCGGCGGCGGCUGAGGAUGAGCCGGAGCCUGCGGCUGAGCCGGAGGCAGAGCCGGAGCCGGCGGCAAAAGAGAAGCCCUGGUGGGAGCAGCCUGACCCUGAGAAGGCAGCAGCUGAUGAGGAGCCGGCGGCCGCGGCUGAGCCGGAGGCAGAGCCGGAGCCGGCGCCCAAGGAGGAGGACGAGCCGGCGGCAAAGGAGAAGCCUUGGUGGGAGCAGCCUGACCCUGAGCCGGCGGCGGCUGAUGAGGAGCCGGCGGCCGCGGAUGAGCCGGAGGCAGAGCCGGGGCCGGCUCCGCAGGAGGAGGGGGAGGAGGAGCCGGCAGCAAAGGAGAAGCCUUGGUGGGAGCAGCCUGACCCUGAGCUGGCGGCGGCUGAGGAUGAGCCGGCGGCCGCGGCUGAGCCGGAGGCAGAGCCGGAGCCGGCGCAUAAGGAGGAGGAGGAGGAGGAGGAGGAGCCGAAGGAGAAGCCCUGGUGGGAGCAGCCUUAUCCCGAGCCGGUUGCGGCUGAGGAGGAGCCGGCGGCCGCGGCUGCGGCUGAUGACGCUUUGGACGGCGAGGUGGAUUACGGGGCUGCUGAUGAGCCCGAGCGGGAGCCGGAGGCGCAGCCUGCGUCCAAGCCCGCCGACGACGAGUUUGAGGUGGACGGCGGCAUGGACGGGCUAGAAGGUGACAUUGACAUGGAGGCGGAGGCGGCGCCCGCUGUAGCUGAGCAGGCAGAAGACAAGCCCGCAGCCGAGGAGGAGCCGGCGCCGCCGCCGGCCUGGAACCGGCCACAGGCACUGCCGCCGCUUGGUGGGCGCUUCGGCAGCUCCGCCCCGGCAGACGAUGGAUUUUAAGUGGCUUGAGUGCCCGUGUGACAGCUGGUACAUGCGUGAGGUUCGCGGGCCUGUACUGCAUAGCGGGGUGAAGCCGUGCGGCAACGAGUCGGAUGGGUUACUUGCCGGGAGAACGUACUGGUAGUGCUGGUAGUGCAAUGCGAACAAGUGCAAUGCGCACGCCGACAAGUCAACAACUUAGUUUAGCUCUUCAACAAUGUCUGGCACGUCUGGUUGGCUGCAGUACAGGAUUAAGGUAGUUGGACAGAGCUCUAUCUGUCAUAGAUUGUUGGCUAGGCUAUUGUCCUUGCAAGUCGUGUUAGCCAUAUGGCUGGGGCGGCGGCGCCCCCAGGGCAGUGUUGGAAGUUUGCGCAUCCGUGGCGCCCUAACCUGCGAUUCCCUAGAUUUGAAGUCUGUUUCGCGAGUCUGCCUGGAUUGAGACCUUCGGGGUGGGCCGCGUACCUCGAAUGGCAUGAACUUAUUGGCGGCGGCGACGCUCAGGACUGACAUUCAUCACGGAAGCUGAGUGUGAUCUCGACUCGAGAGCGGUGGUGCAGGCGAUGCUUUAGGUGCUGGAGCGCAGGGUUGCCCCAUGUGCGUCGCGUUAAGUGUGCGGGUAGCGAGGCCAAGCUCUUGUAUGGUGCUGCUGUGGGCUUUCUGUGUGCAGGUUUGCUGGUCAAUGUUGUCGUGCAUGCGGGCUGGAAAGAAUGAUAUGCAGGGUAAUGCAGGCACAGCUUGGUGAAGUCGGACGCUUGGCGGACUGGCGGUGUAGUCGUGCCGUAGCGUGCCUUUCCUGUGCCUCAGGGCAUCGGCGGGGCGAUGGCCUGGUGGUUUUAUGCACUUGUAUAGUACAAAGUGCUGCUGUGUACGUGAACCUUUUUAAUACAUAGAACCCACUACUGAAGUUUAAUAUGUGAUUCGCCAUGGGAAGUCGUGAUCACGCGACGGGUAUUUAGCCCAGCCACUACAAGCCCACAACCCGCUGAAGCUUCCAUACACGACGAUCACCU
Molecule: messenger RNA, 5185 nt
Organism: Chlamydomonas reinhardtii
Lineage: Eukaryota; Viridiplantae; Chlorophyta; Chlorophyceae; Chlamydomonadales; Chlamydomonadaceae
Exons: 9
Coding region: 333-4196 (1287 amino acids)
Source: RefSeq, a predicted model, not a curated record